Copidosoma floridanum is the source of this 576-nucleotide messenger RNA. RefSeq lists its product as uncharacterized. Gene Ontology annotation, cellular component: nucleus. Gene Ontology annotation, biological process: regulation of gene expression. NCBI's taxonomy places the organism in Eukaryota, Metazoa, Arthropoda, Insecta, Hymenoptera, Encyrtidae. The record is from RefSeq and is a predicted model, not a curated record.
AUGUCUGAACAGGAAAAACCUUUGGAUUUGAGCUGCCGAAAGGAACAUGAAUCAGAAACACCAGAGAGUGUAAAGCUUCGGCGACGUUUGCCGUGUCAGACCUGCGGAAAAAGCUUCGACAGGCCUUCCUUAUUAAAAAGGCACCUCAGAACGCAUACAGGAGAAAAGUCGCAUGGUUGUACGGUUUGCGGAAAAAUGUUUAGCACCUCGAGUUCGCUAAAUACGCACGCAAGAAUACACACGGGCGAGCGACCGCACAUGUGUCCAAUAUGCGGUAAGCGCUUUACAGCCUCCUCAAACUUGUACUACCACAGGAUGACGCACUACAAGGUAAAACCUCACAAGUGUUUGGAGUGUGAACGAUCUUUCCCGACCCCGGGCGAUUUAAAGGCGCACAGCUAUUUUCACACAGGAAACUGGCCCAUGAGGUGUCCCACUUGUCACAGAGGCUUUUGUAAAAAGCGUAUUUUACACCAGCACACCAAGCUCUACAGUGGUUUGUGUUCGAAACAGUGCAAUACUUGCAAGAAAAAAUUCACUUCAAUAGCUAAUUUGAGAUCACACGUGUGUCUAUAG